Molecule: messenger RNA, 468 nt
Organism: Nezara viridula (southern green stink bug)
Lineage: Eukaryota; Metazoa; Arthropoda; Insecta; Hemiptera; Pentatomidae
Source: the annotation of a GenBank genome assembly
AUGAGUUCUCCGCCUCCACCUGAGCCCUGUAAAGAGGGCAUCAGAAGAGAAGAUUGGGACAAGUGUGUAAGGCACGGAACAUGGAGAGUUGCUAUUGGAAUAAUCGUGGGUGCCAUCGGAUCAGCCGUCGUUGUAAGCGAAAUGCCGAUGGUGGUUGGCACCGGGUUGGGCAUAGGGUGGGCGGUGAGGCAUUGUAAGAACAUCCUAAGAAAAGCUGAUCCGUCUCAGGCGAAACCUGUAGUAGAAGACCCUUGCGCCUGCUGUAAUUCGAAUUUCGAAGCGUUGGAUAAGAAUGAGUUUGAGACCAAUAUUGAACCGACAGUUCCUCCGAUAGAGACCCCUCCUCCACCGCCAACUGAAAUUAUUGAGGAGGAAAAAUGCACAUGUAAUGAAAUUCCAGUGAACUGGUCACCACCAAGACCAGUAGAUGAUUCUGAACACCCAAUAGGAUGUUCUUGCUAUCGGUAA